AUGUCAGUUAACCCCAAUGAAGAUACCGAAUUCAACGAUGCUCUUCGGAAGCAUGGUAUCAUACCGCCGCGGGAGCCUACACCCCCGUCGCCAUCGCCUCCACCGUCUCCAACGCUAGAGGAGAUGCUGGAGGAUUACACACCAUCCGAGCUCAAGGAACUAAGUGAAGAUGCUCCUGACGAUGAGAUGGAACGCCUGAUCGCUGCUCAUCGACGACAGCGUAUAGCUUUGGAAAGAAACGCUGAGAAGAAAGCCCGCUUCGGAAGAGUGUAUCCCAUCGGACGGGACGACUAUACUCGAGAAGUCACUGAUGCAAGCAAGAUCAACGAGGAGGAUGAUGACGAAGAAAAGGGCACAGGAGUGGUUUGUUUCUUGUAUAAGGACGGAAUCCCUCAGAGCGAGCGUACUUUUGAGCACAUCCGUGCAUUGGCUGCACGCUAUCCCAAGACAAAAUUUGUAUCUAUCGUUGGCGAUAAAUGCAUACCGAACCUUCCCGACUCUCGAAUACCUAUGUUGAUCAUAUACCGGAAAGGAGAGAUUCGCAAUCAAGUCAUCGCUUGGGGUUCGGACCGGGAAAGACGAUCUGAGGGU
Molecule: messenger RNA, 591 nt
Organism: Guyanagaster necrorhizus
Lineage: Eukaryota; Fungi; Basidiomycota; Agaricomycetes; Agaricales; Physalacriaceae
Product: thioredoxin-like protein
Exons: 3
Biological process (GO): protein folding
Cellular component (GO): cytoplasm
Source: RefSeq, a predicted model, not a curated record